Messenger RNA from Rhincodon typus (whale shark), 869 nucleotides. RefSeq names its product Krueppel-like factor 13. The transcript has a single exon. Gene Ontology annotation, molecular function: DNA-binding transcription factor activity, RNA polymerase II-specific; RNA polymerase II cis-regulatory region sequence-specific DNA binding. The annotation marks the transcript as partial. Lineage: Eukaryota; Metazoa; Chordata; Chondrichthyes; Orectolobiformes; Rhincodontidae. Gene Ontology annotation, biological process: regulation of transcription by RNA polymerase II. The record is from RefSeq and is a predicted model, not a curated record.
AGCAAUGUGGGUGAGAACUUAAACACAGGGCACAUCUUGACAUGAGUGAGCUGGCCUGUGACAAGAUUAUUAGAAUCGUCCUGCCCCUGGUGAACGAGACGGGACCUACCCGACAUUUACUCCGCGACAAGCCGCCCCUUUCUAAGGCAACAGAACCAAUGGAAGCAGAGACUCGACUGACGGUCAUGUCCCGCCUCUAACCUGAGGCUCAAACAGUAAUAAGGGCAGAUCCAUUUUUUUAAGAUACAAUAGGACAAAGACGGACUGAUUAGUUUAGUAGCUUCUUUUCAAUAGUAUUAACCUGAAAGUUUUCCCCAGAAUUGACCUGGAGGAAUUUUCUUAAAUCGGAGAAAGCAGAUUACGAGGCUGUGUAGAUACUUUUCUGCACUGCAAUAUUUCUGGAGUCUGGGUGUGUUCUCUCGCUAUCAAACAAAGGGUCUCGGUGCCUGGGAUUUCCAGAGGGGCUUGUGUCCUUGUUAUUGUCGCAUGCGGAAUGGCGAGUGCAGCUUUCGAUCGUUUCGCUGCCGAGUGCUUGGUGUCCAUGUCCCGGACAGCAGUGGUCCAUAGUCCCGGUCCAGCAGCCACUCCCCCCGGGGACUGUCAGGACAAAGGCACCGGUCUGCUGCUGGUUCUGGCUGGGAUCCCGGCUCAGGGCGGCCACUCAGCUGAUGGCAGCCCGCAGGAUGGGGCAGAGAGCCCGGGUACUGGGCACUGUGUCCCCCCGAGACCCAGAGGCCGGAGAGGCAAAGGCAGGAGCGGCCAAGAGCGUCGGCCCAAGAAACACCAGUGCCAGUACCCGGGCUGCGGCAAGGUCUACGGCAAAUCGUCGCACCUGAAGGCUCACCUCCGGACACACACAGGUCAGUGCG